AUACUUUCCUGGGCCAAUGACAAUACAGUAAAUUGUUUAAUCAGGAAGAGGAGGGGGUUUACAACUUUAGAUGCUAUAUAAGGGAUCUAGGGUUAGGGCUUUCUCUAUAACCUUCAAAACCAAGCUCUUGUUUUUCCUUCCUCUCUCUAUCCCUCUUUCCCUCAAUUACCCACAAAGAAAAAAUUGAAGGAAUUGAGAGGAAGAGAAAGAGGAGAGAGAAAAAGAAAAAAAAAAAAAAGAAAGUAUAAAGAAUCAGAAUCUAUAUAUCUUCUUAGAAAUUGAGGUUAUUCAAAAAUGAGGAAACGGCAAGUGGUAGUGAGAAGAACAGAAGAACCUUCAAGAAACGCGACGGCGUCGUCGUUCACCAUAAGAAGUGUGACGUACAGAGAGUGCCAGAAGAACCAUGCCGCAGGGGUGGGAGGAUACGCUGUGGACGGGUGCAGGGAGUUCAUGGCGAGUGGAGAGGAGGGGACCAGUGGUGCACUUACCUGUGCUGCCUGUGGUUGCCACAGGAGCUUCCACAGAAGAGAAGUGGAAACUGAGGCAGUUUGUGAGUGCUCUUCACCUCCUACAAAUGAGGCUUAGAGACACUAUAGCAAAAAUUAAAAUCUAUAUUUUGGGGAUUUCAAUUAUAUAUCUAUAUAUAACUUGGAGCUAGAAAUUUCCAUCAUGUAUUAUUGACUUUGCAUCUUUUUUUUUUUUUCUUUUUUUGCUUUUUUUGGGUUUGUGAUUAAUUUGUUGUUUUGGCUUUUGUUUUCCUUGAUGAUGAUGAUGAUCAUGACUAGACCCAUCUAUAUGAUCCAUCUGUUGUGUGUGAAAUGAAAAUGAGAACUGUGUGCUUGUUAUUAAUCUGAAGAGACAUUCUGAAA
This is a messenger RNA of Ziziphus jujuba (common jujube), 869 nucleotides long. Its product is annotated as mini zinc finger protein 2. The transcript has a single exon. Gene Ontology annotation, molecular function: DNA-binding transcription factor activity; transcription cis-regulatory region binding. Lineage: Eukaryota; Viridiplantae; Streptophyta; Magnoliopsida; Rosales; Rhamnaceae. The coding region runs from base 295 to 585 and encodes 96 amino acids. Gene Ontology annotation, cellular component: nucleus. The record is from RefSeq and is a predicted model, not a curated record. Gene Ontology annotation, biological process: regulation of developmental process; regulation of DNA-templated transcription.